GAGGCUCACCAAAACGAGCCACAAAAACAGCCAUUUCCUCUAGGUGGGGAGGUGGGGGGGCCUUUUCCUCACCGCAGUGGCUGUUCUCGCCCGGCACUCACAGCUCGGCUCUUCGGAGAGGGACAGGGCAGAGCAACCUUCUCGAGAUAAUCCAGACUUGCAGAUCACUUUUGGGAUGACCGCAUUCCCCUCUGGCUCGGCUCGGCUUUGAGAGGAUGAUAUCUGUCACCAUUUGUAGGAUAUUCUGAAGUUUGCACCCAAACCUAGGCUUUUGGAGCAGCACUGGUUGGCUUGGAGGACCCAGCGCUCGGCAGGCUACAGGGAGCAUCCCAUCCCACCUCUGCCCCACCUCAGCUCAGGCUCUCCUGCCCCGAGACUGUAUUCUGUCUGGAUUCACCCCAUCCAACACGGAAUGGACCUCCCCGUCAUCCAGUUCACCACGAGACUGGCAUUACUUAUCAAAGUGCAAGAAGGCGGAUAAGUCAACGCUGGAAAGGACAUAACAAAGCUUAUUUGCGUUCUUAUUUUAUGGAAUUCUCCUAUCUACCUCACAAAAUUCUCAUUUCCUCGGUCAGAAAUCCCUCAGGAAUUGACUUCAAGAAUGAACGGUGAUGUCCUCUAGCGCCCCGUAACACCCAGCGCAGCCGCCUGUUCCCAGCCCAAUUUCAAUGUGCUGUAGCUGACUGGGACCUUGUGUUGUCUGCGAUUAGAGUCUGGCAGCAAGCUGACAGUCAGAUAUGACUGUCCAGAAACUGGUAGCCACAGCUGUGUUGGUAGCUCUGGUCUCACUCAUCCUUAACAACGCGGCUGCCUUUACCCCCAACUGGGUAUACCAAACGCUGGAGGACGGGCGCAAGCGCAGUGUGGGGCUCUGGAGGAUGUGCUGGCUGGCAGAACGGAGCAGAGGGGGUGCAAGCACCAGUGCCAGGCACGGGCAAGGGGAGGAGCAGGAGUGUGAAGCCCUGGGCUGGGGUUCAGAGUCGGCUGGGUUCCAGGAGUCACGCAGCACUGUCAAACUGCAGUUUGACAUGAUGCGUGCCUGCAACCUCAUUGCCACGGUAGCUCUGACUGCCGGCCAGCUCCUCUUCGUCCUGGGGCUGAUGGAGCUCCCCAUCAUCUCCCAGGAUACUCAGUGGUGGGAGGAGGCCAUAGCUGCUGUGUUCCAACUUGCCAGUUUUGUUCUGGUUAUCGGACUGGUGACGUUCUACCGUAUUGGACCAUACACCAACCUCUCAUGGUCCUGCUACCUGAACAUCGGAGCCUGCCUUUUGGCCACACUGGCAGCUGCUGUUCUAAUCUGGAAUAUCCUCCACAGGCGUGAGGACUGCAUGGCACCCCGGGUCAUCGUCAUCAGCCGCACUCUGACCGCUCGCUUUCGCCAGGGCUUGGAAAAUGACUAUGUUGAAUCACCAUGCUGAAAGAGCACACUUGAAAGGCAAAAGAUCUCCAAGGAGAUCUGCAUUGGAGUUAUUUUCUAUAAAAAUAUGCUAUAAUUUAAGGGUUGAAAGACAUCACAAUGUUCACUUGUGUGGGCAGAGGCCCUCAAUCAUUAUUCAGAUGGGCUCCAUCUAUAUACAUAUGUAUAAAACACAUAAUUUUAUAUAUAUAUAUAUAUAUAAAUAUAUAAAAUAUUAUAUUGCACUCUCCUUCUACUGUACAGUACAGAAUUGUUGGGUUGGCUGCAUGGCAGCAGGGUCAGCUGGAGAAGAUACCAAGUGUGCGCAAUGAGAAUACAGGAAAGAGGGAACCAAACACAUUUUCUCUGUCUGUAUCAAGUUCUUCUGCUCCUUAAAAAUAAAACAAAAAGCUAUAGACCAGUGACAAUAGCUUGAGAGUUAACAGGCAAUCUGCAAAAGUAGAAAACUCAUUAGAGAUUAAGUGAUGGGUUUAAAAGCUGUCUAAAUUUCAUGACUUCUAGUCCUUCUAUUCACCUCUCUACAAGGAAUGGAUUCUCAUUAGCUGCAACACCUGCUCCCAGUCCCACAACAGACCAGAGAGUAAAAAACAAAAGGGCAACUCUAUCUAUUCUCAUGUAAAGAAAGGGAUUGCAGAAGAAUUAAGUUGCAUUUCUUUCAAACAUUUCUUUUGUGUCCUGAGACACAGGUUUGCUAGUGUCCUAUGCAUAAACAGACAUUAAAAAUGAGAAGGGUACGCAGCUAGAAGAGGCCACACAUGCUGCUGAAAAAAAUGUUUCAAUAUUAUAUUGAGGGAGAAUGUCCACAAGAGGCUACCAGAACUCCCUAAUAAUCAGAUAUAUGAUUAAAAUACAUUGUUGGGAAUUAUUAUAAGAAAGAAAUAUUCCAGCCCAAAUUGGUUUAUUUUGUCUCCAGCUAGUUAUAACAUUUGCUGUGGCAUUAGAAUGCUAUGCUAGGACACCAGCGCUGCCCAGCAAUGCUGAGAGCCACAUAACACAGGGAAUAUUGGAGAAUAUGGUUGCCACUCAAGCACCCAGACGGGAGAAUAAGACAAAUACACAGGACUUCAGGACUUUGAGAUUUAAAAACAACCUGCCUGAUAACUUAAUAUGAAUGAAGUGAAAAAUUAAUGCCUUUAGAAUUAGGUAUAAUGUUUACAAGCCUUACCCUGAGAAGCACAUGGCCUCAUAAAAGUCAUACGCAUAUAAUUUUCAGAAAGAAAAACAACACGUCAAAAACUAUUAUGCAGGAAUAUGUGGGAUACAGGAACCUGAGGCAGUGACAGGUGUGUAAGUGCUCUCAGAAUGCUGCUAUGAGCACAAUUAGUGAUAGGUUUGAGGGACCAUGAGCUAUGAAUGUUACAAAUUCCUUAGGACUGUUGUGCUGCUCCUAACUGAGUACACUGCUUUGCUUCUUUUUUCACGAUUCCUACACUUUGUUAAAAUAUGAUCAUCAAGCUGGCUCUUGAGUUCUGUUCUGCACUCAGUUUGGAUGUGAUAAGAAACUCAACCCCAACUGCUGCUUUGCACCACGUUCCAAAUGAGCAACACUCCAUAGAGACUGAUACUCUAGAACAACUGCACUGCUCUAGACUGUCAGGGGAAAUAUCAUAAAGCCAACAAAGAGUUUCUUCUAGCAGUAGGUUUGUAAAAACCAAAUAAGAUUAGUAUUCAUCAGCCUGCAUUAAUUUUCUGGGAAAAAAAAAAGAAUUCCAGAAAUAAUAUGUUAUUAUUAAAUGCAGCGGUUUUUUACAUAAAAUAUUGGAGUAUUUAAGAGACAUUAUAUUAGUUCCUCUAAUAUUGCAAUAUCCAUAUUAUAAUAAUGUACAUGCAAAUUUAAAAAUCAGCUAUGUGGUUGGUAAAUCUGUAACACUCAGUAUUGAUGUGAUUAUUUUAGGUGUAUAAAUAAAAUUGUGAAUGUUCAUUUUCUUCUAGUGAUGACCUUUUUGCCAUUCAGACACAGCAUAAGGUUGCAGGUUAUCAGUAAUUCUUUCUCUUUUAGCAAAAAAUAAUCCAUAAUGUAUUAUAGACAAAGAAUGAGCAGAGAAUGCAUUAAAAUAUCUGUGAGAUAAA
This is a messenger RNA of Motacilla alba alba, 3487 nucleotides long. RefSeq names its product transmembrane protein 204 (gene TMEM204). Lineage: Eukaryota; Metazoa; Chordata; Aves; Passeriformes; Motacillidae. The record is from RefSeq and is a predicted model, not a curated record. The coding region runs from base 738 to 1418 and encodes 226 amino acids. The transcript is spliced from 3 exons.